AUGGCCACUGCCAUCAGACAUGCCCAGGCCGAAUUCGAAACGUACGAGGACACCCCCAGACCAGAGCUAAGAUUUUCCACACCGGCCUCGACGGUCAGGGAUGAGCCACAAAAGAGGGAGUGGGUCCAUAGUCACGACAGAUCACCCCAUACCUCGAACAAAAGAAGCAAAGAGUCCUCGUCCAGGUCUAACAGUUACGGGACCACUCAACCUCACCGGGAUCCGAGGGUACAGCAGGCCCCGCAGACACCACCACCACCCCGGUAUGAGGUGUUCACAAUCCUCAACGCUUCAUACGAGACUAUUUGGAACGAAAAUAAGGAUGAAAUACUGGGGCCACCCCCAAGGAAGUUCCUGAAGAGUAAACUUACCCAGCAGGACACCGGAAAAUUCUGCACUUAUCAUGAGGAUGUCGAACACAAUACCAAUCUUUGUGUUGCUUUGAAAAAUACAAUCGAGUCCCUCAUCCAGAGGGGCAAGCUUCAACGAUACCUACAUGCUAAGGAGAUAGGAGCUAUAGACGUGUAUGGCCAGAUCUUCACGAUCCAUGGUGGGGGCCCGAAAGAGUUUCCUCCCCAAAGGAAGAAACGAAAUUCUAGUUUCGGCCGUCCGAAAGUUUUCAACUUCCACAAGGCCCCGCAGCAAGACGGUGGCACCGGAUGGACAUCGGUGACAUUCCUGCAGGAGGAGGAGGCCGAUCUGAAGAUGCCCCAUGAUGAUCCCUUCCUAAUCACGCUCCAAAUGGACCAUUAUAUAAUGUCCCGGGUGCUAGUGGACACCGGGGCCCCAGUUAGAGUAUUAUUUCGCGAUGCAUACAAAGCUUUGAACAGAGGAAGAGCCAAGUUGUCACAAGAUAAUGAGCCCCUCAUUAGUUUUUCAGGAGAUAUCGUCCAACCACUCGGAUCAGAUUACCUAUCGAUCACGGUAGGCGAAAGUCUGAACUGUUCAACCAUCAAAACAGAGUUCAUCAUAGUGGACUGCGUCUCAUCCUACAAUGCUAUCCUGGGUCGACCGGCACUCUGGCGUCUGAAAACCUUCAUUGCAGGUCACAUGCUCAUGAUGAAAGUGCCAACCCCGGCCGGCAUUACUACCAUCCGGGGUGAUCAGGCCGCUGCGAGGAAAUGCUAUUCUUUGACUGUAUCUCGCGGUAGGGGAAAGUCUGAGAUGUUGCACGUAGCUACUAACCCGGAAAGGGAAGGGUUGAUCUCGUUUCUCCGCUCUAACACAUCUGCAUUCGCCUGGUCAUAUGAGGACAUGCCCGGUAUACCGACAAAGAUAGCCACGCACAAUCUUAGUAUUGUUCCUUACUCGACACCGGUAAGACAAAAACGAAGGGCCUUCACGCACUAUAAGUACCGGGCUAUCCAGGUUGAAGUAAAGAAGUUGAUGGCCAUCAACUUUGUCAGGGAAGUAACAUACCCCCGGUGGUUAGCCAACGUGGUCAUGGUACCAAAGAAAUCUCCGGGAUCAUGGCGCAUGUGUGUGGACUACACAAACCUCAACCGAGCGUGCCCUAAAGAUAGCUUCAUGCUCCCGCGAAUUGACCAAUUAAUCGAGUCCACUGUUGGGUACCGGUUACUCAGUUUCAUGGAUGCGUUCAGUGGAUACAACCAAAUUCGAAUGAAUCCGGCAGACGAGGAGCACACAACCUUUACCACAGACAAAGGACUCUAUUGCUACCAAGUCAUGCCUUUUGGGUUAAAGAAUGCAGGUGCCACUUAUCAGCGACUUGUCAACUCCAUGUUUGAGGAAGUUAUCGAUACUAUCAUGGAGGUAUACGUGGAUGACAUGCAAGUAAAAAGUCUAACUCCGGACGAUCACGUAACCAACUUAUCAAUCGUCUUCACCAUCAUAUUGCGCAAUGGUAUGCGGCUUAACCCACAGACGUGCAUCUUCGGGGUCAAGGUAGGAAAGUUUCUUGGGUACAUCAUUAGCCACAGGGGAAUUGAGGCCAAUCCAGAGAAGCACGUCGAGGUAAUAGCCUGGACAGCGGAGCACGAGGCUGCUUUUCUUGGCUUGAAGGCAUACCUGUCAGAGGUACCUCUACUCUACAAACCUGUUCCAGGAGAAAUGCUCUACAUAUACCUGGCGGCAUCAUCAACAGCUGUGAGCUCAGUUCUUAUUAGGAAGGACUCCGAUUGCGAGUACCCAGUGUACUACGCUGGAAAAGGAUACACUGGUGCAGAAUCCAGGUACCCGGACAUUGAAAAAGUGGCACUGGCCUUCCUGGUAUCAGCCUGGAAGCUUAGACAUUACUUCCAGGCAUACUCAAUCACCGUUUUCACUAAUCACCCAUUGAGGCAGGUUUUGCAGAAACCAGAGACAUCGGGCAGGUUAAUUAAGUGGGCCAUCGAGCUGGGGGAGUUCGAUAUCAAGUACCAUCCCCGGACAGCUAUUAAGGGCCAGGCAGCGGCAGAUUUUAUUUCCGAGUCAAUUCCCUUCCAUAACCCACCCCUGGAAUCACCUGAACCACUAGCCCCAGAUCCACCUCCGCCAAGCACUUGCCCAGACGAUCAAGUCUACGAGUACGCCCUCAAAUUUGCCUUCAAGGCAUCCAACAAUGCCGCAGAGUACGAGGCACUCAUAGCAGGUCUGCAGAUCGCCCGGGAACUAUGGGUGCAGCACCUUGGUAUCAUCAGUGAUUCUCAGUUAGUCGUAAACCAGGUCAGCGGUAACUUCGAGGCAAAGGAGCCCCACAUGUCCUCUUACAAGGCCUUAGCCCGGGCAUUAGUUCAGAGAUUUACCUCCUACAGUUUUACCCAAAUACCGAGGGCAGAAAACGACAAGGCAGACGCCCUUGCAAAGCUUGCAUCAACUUCUCCAAGUCCUACAUAUGGGGCCACUAAGGUCGAAAUACUCAAAUGA
Molecule: messenger RNA, 2865 nt
Organism: Rosa chinensis
Lineage: Eukaryota; Viridiplantae; Streptophyta; Magnoliopsida; Rosales; Rosaceae
Exons: 4
Coding region: 1-2865 (954 amino acids)
Molecular function (GO): RNA-DNA hybrid ribonuclease activity; nucleic acid binding
Source: RefSeq, a predicted model, not a curated record